Messenger RNA from Diabrotica balteata, 10350 nucleotides. NCBI's taxonomy places the organism in Eukaryota, Metazoa, Arthropoda, Insecta, Coleoptera, Chrysomelidae. The record is from the annotation of a GenBank genome assembly.
AUAUACGUUUUUAAUAUGGCGGACGUUUGAUAUUAAAAUAUUUUGGUGAUGUAGAAUGCAACAAAUUAGUGGAUAUAUGUAUGAAGUUACUUCAAAAUAAAUUAUAUUUAGACUACAAGUCGACAAAAUUGCUUCUACAACCUUAAAGAUGUGUGAUGCAUGCUCCGAUUUUCUGCAACUGCUUGUUUCAUACGAGGCUCAGUUUUGUACGGAAACCACUGAACAACCUAUUUUAACCGGUAGAGAUGUGGAUACUGUUUUUGUUUAUGUCCAGACUUGGCCAGCCAGGCAAUGCAUGUGCUGUUACCGGGAUCCUAAAAAUCUCGAGCGUUUCAGCUAUGUUACCCAAGGCCUUAUCUACAUGGCAGCUAGUCAGUUAAAACUUUUAGCCGAUAAAUCAUCGGAAAGCAGUAAACAAGUUGAAUCAGAACCCGAAAACAAAGAUGCGAAAACUGCCAAGUCGCCCGAAGACGAAAAAGAAAACCCGGAAGUUAUAGAGCGUGACAAGCUGCUUAUCUGGCCAAAGAUAUUUUAUUUAAAUUUCCUUUAUCAUAGCUUACUAGAGCUGCACAAAGCAAGCCAAGAUCGAUGAAUUGACUCAGCAGGAAAUGCAAAAUUUGAAUUUGUUUUGUGAUCUCCACGAUUCUGAGAUUCCUAAUUUUAUAGAUGAAGAACGUCAGUGUUCUUAUAACGAUUGAGAGUCCUCUUAGCAAUACUUCUUCUGUUUUACCUACUCCUCUCCGAGUUGUUACCGUAGAAAUCGACUGCAAGCAGCAAGAUAUCAUAUAGCUUGUAAGUUAAUAAGCUUUGAGAUGAACUACAAAGCCAUGUAUCCGAUGUAGUACCUUUGUAAGUAUCGACGUCUGAGAUAUAUGUAUUAAGCUCUCGAAUCAAUUUGAGAACACGCCGACUAUUAAAAGUAUUGCUGAUUUUAUGUGGAACGCCAUCAAAGAUCCAUUGGAUUCACACGUAGCUUUUGAUAUUGACGGCCUAGAUCUUGCCUUCAAGUAUUUUACUUCAACUACUUUAACUAUGCGAUUGGCUGGUAUUACGCAAAUUAACAACCAAAUCGGACUACUGGCCGAAAUAUGCGUUGGAGAUUCGUUACCUGAAGCUGAAGCUGCACCGUAUGAGCGAAAUGGCAGAUUCGUAGAGUUGUUAUACAAUAACAAUAUUAUUAUUCGACAGUAUUUUUUGAGUCCAUACUUCUUCAUGUCUGGAGGUCAUAAAACAAAGCCAUAUAAUUUUAAACUUUUUGGCGCAUGGGAGUGUACGAUGCACUGCGAUCAUAUUGGACGUAUAUUGUGGGCAUGCUGCUGCCAAGCUAAAACCAUAUGUUCAAAACCUGUCCACGGGACUGUUACCGUGUCCGUGUAUAACAUUUAGCAGCCGCCCCUACUUUACAUCUCUAUAGUUUAUUAACGAAGCUCGAACCUAAAGAUCACACGGAACAAACCUUGUAUUUGGCCUCAGCUUUAAUAAAAGCUGUGUGGUCUCGAGGAAGCGGCGCUCCAGAUAUUGGUCUCAUAAAUGUAGCUGCAUCGAAUGCUGGAAUAGCUCUACACAAGUGUACUACUUCUUCUGAAAAUAGUGUAAGCCUGGAUCCUAGCAACUCAGAGGAAGAACACGGCGAGAGCUCGGCACAGUCGGAAAGUAGAAAAAGUGAAAGUGAGGAUAUAGACGCAGUAGAAAUCGAGGAGGAUGAAAAUGGGCACAUUGUCGUGGAUAAUAGUGGACCUCCGCCGUGCAAAUUGGCUCGAAAACAAGUUAUCGAAAGAGCACAUUGUAAUGGAAGCAGUACGGAUUCAGAAUUAGAUGGAUUGUCAUAUCCAGCAAAUACAAAAUGGGCGCCCGGACAAGGCAAAAUUAAAGCAGAAACUCGUGCAACGGUACGUAAGAAAAUAGCAGCCAAGAUCAACAUUUUGCCGAAAGUCGACGAGAAUAUCCCUUCCAGUAGUUCUCAAGAUGAGGCCGAUACUGAAGACUCCCCUUCGAAAUUAAGGAAACGGAGAAAAUUAUUAAGGAAAAGCAGGUCCAAAAGACAAAAGGGCAAUCACAAAAGAAUUCAACGUAUAGCCGCCAUAGAGGCAAUGGAUAGUGACCACGAGAUCAAGAAUCGUUUAAAAAUGAUUAAUCAUAAUUUGCACGUGGCCCAAAUAAAUAACGUAGUUGAUUUGAACGUCAAACAGGCUGUAUACCUGGAGGAAAGUUCUUCCUGUAGCGAACUAGGUAAAGAAGGUCAUGACGGAAACUGUGCUAAUUUUUUAGCUUUACACUCAUCGUCAGGGCAUGUUUUGGAAAUGUUAAGUGGAGAAGAAGCCGAAGUGGAAGGAGACGCCGAAGGUAGCUAUUCUUCUCGUAUGAGCAACAAAUCAGAAAAGAAUAUGGCUGAUUUCGAUGGAGAAGAUUCCGUGUGCGAAGACGAACUUGCCAGAUUGACAGAGCACGCUAGUAUGAACCUCCACGUAUUUAAUCAUCCAGCGGAAAAAGCGACAAUUCGUGCUGAUCUACGAUUAUCGGCUUGUUUUAAAGUUGAUAAUGUUUGUCAGCCUGGUAAUACGUUACUUUGGGAUUUGCUCCAGGACGACAAGAUCUGUCAGCUUGGGGAAGGUUUAGCUUUAGAGGCCGAAAAGACGUUAUGUAAUUUGAUCUGUUUUACUCCCGAUAAAGAAAUUAGGAUGAAGUUUAUCGAAGGUUGUUUGAAUAAUCUCGCAAAUAAUGUGUCCGUUGUUGUUUCUCUGCGUAUGCUUCCGAAGUUGCUGACAUCUUUUCGUGGACUCGACAUGCAUCACGUAACUCACUGGGCCGAUCGGCAGCACCACAUGAUGACGCAUUUUUUUAGCAACUUAAAAGUUUAUACUGCCAAUCCCAGUAAGUCGCUGCCGAUGUAUACUCAUCAGAUGCAAGUACAAGUGAGGCUGCACUUCUUAUCGGCUGUGUUUUCUCCAGUGGUAUCUCCAAAUAAUUUUAAGUUAACUACCGAUCAAGUAGAUAUAUUAUGGGAAUGUCUAGCUCACGACUCAGAAUGUUCAGACGAACUAUUCAGUUGGUUACUAUCUCAGACGAAAACGACGGAGCUGCACGCGCUUAAGAUGGAGGCACUGCGCAGACUAUAUAUUCACCAUCUACCAAGUUUAGCUCCGGAGAAGUUUAGUAUGAUUUGUCUUAGUUUAUUUCAGCAAUUAUGUACUUUAAAUAAUGUAUUAGUUAAUGAUUCUGAGAAUAAAAAGGAAAAUCAAAACGUUGGAAUGGAUCAUAUGUGGAAGAUUGCUUUGAAAGCAAGUAAUACAGAAGUCAGUAUGGCCGCAAUACAAUAUAUAAACAGCUAUUACAUGGGUUCCAAUCUUCAACACGAAAACCAGUUUGUAUGGCAAUGUAUGACACAUCUGAAAGCAGCUUCGGAAGAUUUGACAGCUGGAAAUAAUGGUACAGAGGAAGGUUCUCUGUUAUGCAUACAGAGAGCGUUGUUAUUAAUGAAAAGUCAUAUAGAGACAUUUCGAAGAAGAUAUGCGUUCCAUCUAAGGAAGUGGGCGUUAGAAGGAAAAGGUAUUGGGAGUCAUUCCGCCUCAUUAGGAGAUAGACCCAGUGCCCCUAUUAGAUUAGUUGUUCAAUCUGGAAGUUCUACCGAACGAUGUUUUUUGGAUUUAUUUAACACUGAUUAUAUAGCUGAGUUAAGGGCAGAAAUUGUCAAAUGGUGUGAAGGACUUCAACAAAUGAAGGGGGAUUCCCAAGAAAAUAGAACAAAAUCUGGUGAAACAUGGAUCAGGAUAAUCACUCAAGGUCAAGAAGUUACAAUUGACUGCGAUGAAAAAACUUUAGCAGAAAUGGGAUUUAAGGAUAACCAGAUCGUUUAUAUAUCGAUAGGCAUGUCAAGGAAUAUGAAAAAACGGGAGUUUAUGGAUGCACCAUCUUUACACCCGCCUCCUCCUCGGGAAUGUUUACCAACGUUACUUCUACUACAACCAAAUUACUUCGAGCAGCUAUUUUCUUUAAUGCACACACUUAGUUCGAUGAAAAUUCAAAUUAAAGGAGGGUGCCAAUUACCACAUACGAGAGCCCAAGUUCUCAGCAGGAGAGUAUGGGAUAUUCUUAGCUUAUUACCAACUAGUCCCAAACUUCUUCGUGGUUUCAAAUACUUGGAUAUCCCUCUUCCAGAAUUAUUAGAUCCUUCCAGUGCUCAAAAAUUAAUGUAUUCCUUGUACAUUGUCGAAUCUUUAAGCGCCAAAAUGUACCGAGGGAAAUAUGCCGAUGAAGGGGAUGGAGACGAAGAAUCGUGGACUAGAAAGUUUGUCAAGCAUGGGGGAUUAAGCCACCUGUUCGAUAUUUUUAUGUCUGGUAUUCUUCAAAGAGAAGGAGGAGAUUGUUCGGACUGGCAACAAGACUGUCUCGCAUCUCUCUUAAAAAUCUUGUGCCAUUUAGGAGUCGAAUCUGUACACCAAGAAAAUAUUAAGCCCCGUAAUGAAAAAAUAAUAAUUCCCGAUUUGAAUGCUUGUUUUUUAGCCUUAAUGGACAAAAAGUCUAUGAUGGCGCAGAUUACUAGUAUUUUAGAAGAAGCAUCGAGACCCAACGAUGUGAACCGUUAUAAAACUGGUUUUUGGGGUAGAGCGCAAGUAGUUCAUUACGCUCUGGCUUUGUUGGUGUCGUGGUUGCAUUGCUGCGAGGAAGCUAGAGUUGAUUUGUUUCAGUCUACCAAUUUUUCCGAAUGGUUGCAGAGAUUGGUUUUGGAAGAUCCAGAGCCAGCGGUAAGGCGUGAAGUAUGUUCAGCUAUAUACCGAUUGUGUUUAGGAGUGUCAUCUAAUCGCGAACCCAUUGAAAAUAGUUUAAUAGCUCCUAUGUUAUCCCAAUUAUUAAUGUAUAUGGAAAAAGCAGAGGGUAUGAGACCACAGAAAUUAGAAGCUUUGCAAGCUCCCGAAGAAGGAAAAGAACCUUACGGCCCUGCUUGCCGUGACUACUUCUGGCUGGUAUCCAGACUAGUAGACAGCUUGCCGGACGAGUUGGUAAAAGACAGUCUCGAUGAUCCUCAAAAUUGUGUCGUGGACAUCAAUGGAUUAACGGAGAAAAUAGCAAAGGCCAUUAUAGCUAGAGAUUAUCUCGAAGCAAGGCACCAUACAGUGGACGAUGAUGGAUUAAUAGGAUUGUUGAAUUUGGUUACAAAUUUAUUGAAACACAAGCCUGCCUUUCAGACUAGUAAAAUUGGACAAGAAGUAUUGUGUGAGGUCUUUGAUUUUCUGUUUGCGCUGCCGAGCCCAAAGCUUAGACACGUACCUAAAUGCAAGUCACCGAGAUCAAGAACCGCCGCUUUCGAUUUGUUGGUUGAAUUAGUGAAGGGAUCUCCAGAAAAUUAUGCUUUAUUGCAUGAGAAAUUAUUAAAGCAGCAUCAACCUGGACCGAAUUCUCCCUAUCCGUGGGAUUACUGGCCUCAUGAAGAUGGAAGAUCGGAAUGUGGCUAUGUUGGCUUAACAAACUUAGGAGCUACUUGUUACAUGGCUUCUUGUAUGCAACACCUCUACAUGAUGCCUCAAACUAGAGCAUCUAUCUUGGCUGCUGAUACGGAUCAAGCGAAACACGAACCCACUCUUAAAGAAUUACAAAGAAUGUUUGCUUAUUUAUUGGAGAGUGAAAGAAAGGCUUACAAUCCUAGGAGCUUCUGUAAAGUGUAUUCCAUGGAUCACCAACCGCUUAAUACAGCUGAACAGAAGGAUAUGGCGGAAUUCUUUAUAGAUUUGGUUAGUAAGUUGGAAGAAAUGACUCCCCCUCUAAAGGAAGUGAUAAAAAAAUUAUUCUGCGGUGUUAUAAGCAAUAAUGUCGUCUCUUUGGACUGUGAUCAUGUUAGCAGAACCUUAGAAGAAUUCUACACUGUCAGAUGUCAAGUAGCCGACAUGCGUAAUCUCUACGAAUCUCUGGAUGAAGUUACGGUAAAGGACACUUUAGAAGGAGACAAUAUGUACACUUGUUCUCAAUGCGGGAAGAAAGUUCGAGCUGAAAAACGAGCUUGUUUUAAAAAAUUACCUCAUAUUUUAUGUUUUAAUACGAUGAGGUAUACUUUUAACAUGUUGACGAUGCUCAAAGAAAAAGUUAAUACCCAUUUUUCGUUUCCUUUGAGACUGAACAUGGCGGGGUAUGUAGAGAAGCAACUGAUGCCACAGCAAUAUCAAGAGGAGAAGCAAAAAAAUACUGAGAACGAGAAUGUUGAAGAUGAGCAGUAUGAAUAUGAUCUUAUCGGAGUUACUGUACAUACAGGUACUGCUGAUGGUGGCCAUUACUACAGCUUUAUCAAAGAUAGGACAGCCGGUUCCAGGGACAAAUGGUUUCUCUUUAAUGACGCAGAAGUGAAACCAUUCGAUCCGAAUCAGAUAGCCGCAGAAUGUUUCGGCGGAGAGAUGACCAGUAAAACUUACGAUAGUGUUACCGAUAAAUUUAUGGACUUUAGCUUCGAAAAGACUAAUAGUGCUUAUAUGCUGUUUUAUGAGAGAUGUCCUUUAUCGGAACCAAUGAAUCAAAGAAGUCCGUCAACGACUGGUGAAAGCUGUGAAACUAUUCCCAGUUCUCCUUCGUCUGUCAUGACGAUCGAAUUAAGUAAGGAGCUGGAAGAUUGGAUAUGGCAGGAUAACAUGCAUUUCAUUCAGGAUAAGAAUAUUUUUGAACACACGUAUUUCAACUUUAUGUGGCAAAUUUGCGGAUACAUUCCCCAAACUAUUCUACCCGUCGAACCUAAUAUCACUCAAAAGGCUGCUCAAUUGUCAACGACAUUUUUUAUAGAAACAUUUAUUCACGCAAAAGAAAAACCAACCAUGGUACAAUGGGUCGAACUAGUCACUAAACAGUUUAAUGCUUGCCAAGAAGCCUGCAUUUGGUUCUUGGACCAUAUGGCGCAAGAUACGUGGUGGCCUAUUCAAGUACUUCUUAAGUGUCCCAACCAGAUGGUGAGGCAGAUGUUCCAAAGAUUGUGCAUUCACGUUAUACAAAGACUGAAACAGUCCCAUUCUAAAUUGUACCUUCAAAUGGAGGAUGGAAAGGAGUGGAAGAACGAAGAAAACGGAAACGUGGAUCCUUGUAAAAUUGGAAAUGCGUCGUGCGUGACUAGGUUCAUAAAAACAUUACUGUCUCUGAUGGAACAUGGCGCCAAAGCUCACUUAAAACACCUCACAGAGUACUUCGGAUUUCUCUACGAGUUUAGUAAAAUGGGCGAGGAAGAAUCAAAAUUUUUGCUCGCUGUAGGAGCCAUCAAUUCCAUGGUACAUUUCUAUUUGGGUCAAAAGUCAAACGAUUUCGUAGACGUGAGCGAAGGGGAAGAUGAAGAAGAGGUAGUUUCUUUGCCUACAGACAAGUACAAACCAGCAUCUUUAGAUAAGAUGAUAACUCUCAUAGCUUCUUUGGUGGAGAAAAGUAGAGAUUCAAGUGGGAAACUUCAACUUAGCGAGAAGGACUAUUCUGCGAUAGCAGGAGGCAAAGGUUUCAACUUCUUUUAUCAACAGAUUAAGGAUAACAUUAAUCUGCAGCAAACGAGAAAUCUCAUUCAUUCAAUUUGUAGGGGAAAUAACCAGUUAGCUCAGUUAAUAAUUUGUAUGAUAUCUCAGGCGAUAUCCAGGAAUUCAGAAGGAUGUCAGCCUUUCUUUAAGAUACUCACUCUUCUGACUGAGACUAGCGCACAAAACUCUUCACAACAACCAUGUUUCACGCAGUUGGUACUUCAAAAAGUAUGGGACGCUGCUGAAUGUUGUCCAUAUCUAGCUUUAGACUGGUUAGCCUUGCAAGUAACACGAAACAGACUGGUGCACUCAUGGGUGCUAGGCUCAAUGGAUUCGUGGCUAGAACAUUUUCUGAUUGGUCAUAACAAUCAACGAGUAAGAAAUACUGCAGGUUACCUUUUAGUAGCUUUGGUGCCAAGUACACCUUUUAGGCAAGGUUUUAGAGCCACUCAUAGAUCUAAUAGAGAACCUCAGCUUUCUACGGAAGCUACCGCGGUUCUUCAUCAAAUCUAUACGGCUCUCUUAAGAUUGUUACCUUCUGCUAAACAUUACACUGACAUGCAGCAACAUGGAACUAUGAAAUUAACGACUUAUUUCGCCUUAAUGAUGUAUUGCUGCAUUUCGAGGACUGAAAAAUUAAUGUUCGGACAGUAUUUUAUGCAGUUAUGGCAUUUAUUUCAUCCUAAAUUAUCAGAACCGUCCAUACCUGCCUACCACAAUAAACAAACACUGCUAGCAUUUUGGAACCAUGUUUGUACUGACUGUCCAGAAAAUGUACAAUUAAUGCUUCAAAAUGCCCACGUGACCAAAAACAUUGCAUUUAAUUAUAUCUUAGCUGAUCAUGACGAUCAAGAAAUAGUUAUGUAUAAUAGGGCCAUGUUACCAGCUUACUACGGUAUAUUAAGAAUGAUGUGCCAACAAUCUAGGACGUUUACUAGAAGCUUAGCACAACAUCAAAACUUACAAUGGGCAUUUAAAAACAUCACUCCGCAUCCAACUCAAUAUCCCCAGGCUGUAGAAGAACUAUUUAAAUUAAUGCAACUAAUGGUGAUUAAACAUCCCGAUGCUUCAGAAGGCGAGCAAAGAGAAAUUUAUAGUUUUAGGAAAAAUACGCUAAUGACCUAUCUACAGUGUUUUCAGUGUCUCGAUGGAAGAACGAGUUGGGGUACAUUAAUAUCGGCGUUUAGGAUACUAUUAGAAAGCAACGAUGAUAAGUUGUAUGUCGUUUAUAAUGGUGGUUUGCAAAUUGUUUUUGAGUGUUUUCAAAAUCUUCAUUUAAUGCUUCACGAAGCAACCGCUUGUCAUGUUGUGGGUGAUAUGUUAGACAUUCUCACUAUAAUGCAAGACCUUUUGGUUAGUAUUAGAAUGUACAGAGACAUUAAAGAUGCUAGAGGAAUUUUACUUGCUACAAAAGACUGGCUGGAGGUGUUAAGAAAACUGGCAACUUUAUUGAAUACUUACAAUCCUCCGGAGAUGAGAACGUUGUGUAUAGAAUUACUUAAAGAAUUUGUUGUGAUCAUGGCAUCAGAGACUAUGCAAGUUCUGGUACCGCUACUCUCUCAUUGUCAUUCUGCAUUCCAAGAUAGUCAGGAUGCUGUACCCUUAGGACCGUAUUUUCCUAGAAAAGGUCACUCGUUACCAAUCCUCACAGUAAAAGGAGGAGCGAGACCCUUGAGGCCAAUGGUUCAGAUGACUGUGCCCCAUAAUCAGCUGGAAUGCAGUAGGGGAGUGGAUCCAGAAUAUGAUUUAGCCUUGGACAAAUUUUACAAUCCGUAUCACGAUUUCAUCGAUAUGAUAUUUAGAUUGGCUGUAAAUAACGAAUCUGUUACCGAAGUACUGAUAACUUUAAGCGCUAUUGUUGGUUUCGAAGCUGUACCGUUACAUUCCACGUAUUUUCCUAAAUUGUGGUUGGACAUCUAUAAAUCUCAGAAUAUCGAUAGAAAAUAUAUAAAUAUGUUGGUUACCUGUAACUAUUUUGUGGAUUACGUAGAUGCUGUAUUAUUGGACGAGAGAUCGGCUUUGACUGUUGAUAUUAUUUACGAAUUUUUAACUUUAUUUUUUCCAAAGGUAUCCGCCCAUGUACUCUCCGAACAAACUCUGACAAUGAUAGACAACACGGUAGUAUCUCUUAACGAACAAAUAGGAUCUUUGAACAUUUUAAAAAUGGCCAAACGAUUAGCUGGCGAUAUUAGGGCGUUAAUAUUGGUAUAUAAUAGUCCAGAAGCUGUCCCGCCACCGUUACUGCUCACUACCCUAAAACAAUUUCAGAGUAAAAUUAAAUUGGAAAUGAAUAAACUUGAUAUACCUAAAGAUAAAUGUGAUGAAGCUGCAAGCAAAAGUGACUCAAAAGAAGAAAUAAGCCCCGGUUCAUCAAGGGACGAAAGCUCUUCUGGCGAAUCAGCCAACCUAAACAAAAGUAAAAGUGAUAGUGAUACUGAAACUCAAAGUACUUCUUGUGAUAAAAAUAGUUCAGACGAAAAGAAAAAGGAAAAAUCCUUUGGACCCGUAGAAAACUUAGAAUUAUUAAGUAAAUCGGUAAACGAGCUUAUCGAAAUUGUUAAGAAGGAUGCUUAGUCCGAUCGAAAAAAAAAAAGUAAUACUACAUCGAAGUAACAAUUUUAUUAAAGGUACGACUGGUUCAGAUCGGAGAUAUAUUUGACUGUUUAGUGUUAAUAUUUUGUUAAGUGGAGAAUAUUAACUAAUUUGUUAGAAAAUGCCAAAUCAGGAUUUCUACAUUGUAGACCUACUUGCCUUGGGUAACGAACUUGGCUAUGCUGAAUCAGUUUGUUUAAUAUGAAGACAAUAGUGCUAGUCGAAUAGAAGAGUAUUAUUAUUUUUUAGUAGUAAGGAUUAUUUUACUUUAAAUACAUAAUUAUUUCUU